Messenger RNA from Zymoseptoria tritici IPO323, 411 nucleotides. RefSeq lists its product as uncharacterized. Bases 1 to 411 code for a protein of 136 amino acids. NCBI's taxonomy places the organism in Eukaryota, Fungi, Ascomycota, Dothideomycetes, Mycosphaerellales, Mycosphaerellaceae. The transcript has 3 exons. The record is from RefSeq and is a predicted model, not a curated record.
AUGUCUUCUUCUCAACAACGCGAGCUUUCGCGUCUCGGCAACGAUGCAGAAGCAAUUGAAGAAGCGGCCAAGCAGUCCGUCAACACAUACCGAACUCAAUGUCAAACCUACGCCAUCAAGGAGAAGAAGUACGAGAAACAGCAGUCCCGGAUCGUCAACACUCGCACGGCCAUUCUGUCACCCCUCGACAAGGCCAUCCACGAUCGCGUGGCUCACAUUACUUCACCCAAAAUCCUGUACGACACUAUCGUCUCCAUGAACAAGAAUGGCGCCAACUACGGCAAAAGCAUGAAGGACAUUCUUUCUUCUAUGAAGAUGGAAGUGAUGGUUGUCAGUGAGCCGGAAGAAGCGGAGAAGGAAGUCAAGUCUAAAGUCGCCCUGGCCGUGACCGGCACAAAGAAGAAGGACUGA